AUGGACCUGAUCCUUCUCUGUGUACUCCUGCCUCUGGUGACUGUGGCAUGGGGCCAGUACGGUGACUAUUAUUAUGGUCCCUACAACUACGGAGAUAACGAUGAAUGGGUCAACGUAUACCGCCAGGGUUUCAACUUCCAGUGCCCCCACGGGCAGGUGAUUGUGGCCGUCAGGAGUGUUUUCAGCAAGAAGGAAGGCUCCGACAGGCUGUGGAACUACGCCUGCAUGCCGGCAGCCCAGAGCCUCGGUGAGCCGACAGAGUGCUGGUGGGAAGAGAUCAACAGGGCAGGAACCGAAUGGUAUCAAACCUGCUCAAACAAUGGGCUGGUGGCUGGUUUCCAGAGUCAGUAUUUUCCAUCUGUGCUUGACCGUGAAUGGCAAUUUUACUGCUGCCGCUAUAGCCGGAGAUGCCCAUAUUCAUGCUGGUGA
Mesitornis unicolor (brown roatelo) is the source of this 429-nucleotide messenger RNA. It is a transcript of the gene DPT, whose product is annotated as dermatopontin. Gene Ontology annotation, cellular component: extracellular matrix. The record is from RefSeq and is a predicted model, not a curated record. Lineage: Eukaryota; Metazoa; Chordata; Aves; Mesitornithiformes; Mesitornithidae. Gene Ontology annotation, biological process: collagen fibril organization. The transcript has 2 exons. The coding region runs from base 1 to 429 and encodes 142 amino acids. Gene Ontology annotation, molecular function: extracellular matrix structural constituent.